Carassius auratus (goldfish) is the source of this 1964-nucleotide messenger RNA. RefSeq names its product protein shisa-like-2A. The coding region runs from base 137 to 640 and encodes 167 amino acids. The record is from RefSeq and is a predicted model, not a curated record. NCBI's taxonomy places the organism in Eukaryota, Metazoa, Chordata, Actinopteri, Cypriniformes, Cyprinidae. The transcript is spliced from 3 exons.
GCAUCUGUGGCAGCUCGUCACAUCUCUGUUACACUGCUUGGAGUAACGCUCAGUCGGCUAAUGAGACUCCAGAGGAUGAUAUAAGGGUUUGCAGACUUCAACAGGUGGCGGGUUUAGGGUUCGAGUCUCGGGAAGCAUGAGCGCGGAUUGUUCGGGAUAUUACAACGCGGAGAACGUGUUUGUCAGCGGCUUCACGUGCCCCAAACACGACAGCGACUCGCUCGCGAUCUUCUGCUGCGGGUUCAAUGACGUCAAAUACUGCUGCGACGACCCCAACAGCUUUUUCCCUUAUGAGUAUGGAUAUAUGUGGUGGCUCAGUUUGGGAGCCCUGGUUGGUUUAUCUAUAGCUGCUGUUGUGCUGUUAGCAUUCAUCAUUACUAUUUGUGUGCUUUGCUACCUGUUCAUUGCCACUAAACCUCGAGGGCUGGACAACGGGCUGCCUUUACGAGCACCAGGAUCUGGGCCCAGUCCUCAGGAGGGUCCGAGUCAACCGAGUGCCCCUUCAGGACCACAGGGUUUCCGCAAGCAUUUCCAAAGGGCAAAACUAGACUGUGACAACCAGCCCCCCGACCCGGACCGCCUGUUCCAGCGCUGCUUCAUGGCCACGGUCACCACCAUCAACGUCGAAGGACCUUCAUAAAGCCCUGGAGCCACAAACACGACAUGAACAACAUCACCCAGGAGUCUUUUCAUCGGCUCUAUCCAACCAACAUGUGACUGAUGUAACAAUUUGAACCAUAGAAAGAGUGUGGAAUUGAAAUCUCCCCCGUUUUGGCCUCAACAAACUCUCAGUUUUUGGAGACUGAAAUCAAUGACGGAUUGCCUCAAUGUUACAAAUCCUGUUUGUUUGCAUUUUUGAUGCAAGAAACAUUCAAGCGUUUACAUUCAUCAAGACUUCUGUAGGCUGAACCAAAGACAGAACUGAACUCUGGGUCAUAGCAUUAAAUCAUGUUGGGUAUUAAAUAUUAUCUGACCUAAAAUAAACAUGGCAUGAAAGUAUAAGUAUAUACUUUUUUUGUAGCUUUUAGUUUUUAAAUCAACAGCUACAAAAAAGAACUAGGUCCAAAUGAACUAACUAUAUUACUAUGUGAUGUUCACAUUUUUAUUUGUUGUUUAAUUAAUUUGUUUUUGUUUCAUUUUUACACAUCAGAAUUUGUCACUUUAAAACUGUAUUUUCAUAACAGGGUUGCAGAAUAUGCAGACAAAGUUGACAACUACAUUUUCUUAAGGUUAAGCACCACUUUUUGUCAAAAAGAUCAGUAAUUGACUUUUUUUUAUAUUGUUUUUAUUUUAUAUUUGCAAGCUUUAUUUUUAACUCUGUGUUAAUGCAAAGUGCCAGAACCAAAUUUUGCACCAAUCAUUAUUGUCUCAGUAAUAUAUUUUUUUUAAAAGUUGGUAUUUAUUUUCUACAAACUAUUACUGUGGUCGUCCUUUUAAAAGCCACCAAUAUUUAUUUUUAAAUUUCUAAUAUUAUCAUUUAGGGGUAAGGUGCAAAAUUUUACCUUUUUGAGUGCUCUCAUAAAAAAAAGGUACAAAAGCUGUUUUUGAGGCAGUACCCUUUCAAAAAGUAGACAUAAAAAACACUGGGUUACAAAAAACAUAAUUUGGGAUAUUAAAUAGUAAAUAGGACAGAACACAUGUAAACUUUUAUAUUUUAAAUUUAGCAUUAUGGAUUGAUUCACCUGUAAUAAUGAUUUUAGAUCAAAUAAACUGUACACAAAGCUGUAUUUUACCAAAGAAAUGCAUCAGUUUGAUGGCACAAAAACUACCCAAAACACUGAAAAAAUGAACCGAAAAAUGCUCAACCCAGCAUUUGAGUUGCAACAAUAACCAAGGAUUUUAACCUCUGAAGGGUGCAUGUAAGUACCAUAAAGGUACAUAAUAGUGUAGUGUAUUAUUACAUUCAUGGUACACAUUUGUACCUUUCAAAAAGAUGCGUCCCCAGUGAGAGAUUUUGUACCUUU